UACGUGUCCAGCGGGGCGCGCGCGCCACUCUCAGCCGAGUCGCGAACUCGGUCGCGAGCCGCAGGUCACGGAACGCCCCCCGGCUCCUGCGUGCUGCGCCACAGCCCCCCGGCUCCUGCGUGCUGCGCCACGGACCCCCGGCUCCUGCGUGCUGCGCCACGGACCCCUCGCUGCAGGAGGCUGGGGUCCUGAGCCGCCGGGACUCGCCGGGACCCACGGGCAUCCCAGGUGCUGCUACGGUCGUCGUGGUUGCGGUGCCCGUAGCGACCGUGUCGACUGCGUUGUCCCACACGGCCGAGGGUGCGGCCAUGGCCGACUCCACGCACCUCGUCCUCCUCGUCGUCGUGCUGUGCGGGUGGAGCCAGGGGGGCUCUUCCGCGCUGGAGCGGUGCGACCACGCCGAGCUGGGAGAGGUGGCGCCCAACGCCACCGCCUUGGCGGCCCUGGGCGCCACGGCGCUGGGGGCCGCGCAGGGCGACUGUGCCCAGAUUUGCUGCGACAUGAACACAGCAGGGCGCCCGCCCUGCACGCUGGCGGUGGAGGUGUCUGCGGCGUGGGAGGGGGGCUCUUCCCCGUGCCUCCUCUACUCGUGCCCUAGUGACGCCGCGUGCCCACUCGUGCCGGCGCCGGGCAGCCGGGCCACGGGAGUGCGCCACCGCAAAUCUACAAGGAAGGCACGGGUGACAACACGGUCGCACCAAGUUAACGAGCAGCCUGACGCUUCCUCUCCUGCCACCACCGCCGCUCCCAAGGAGGUCGAACCCCAACAACCAACAAUCAUAAAGGGACCAGCAAUAACCACAACUGUAGCACCCACCACAACCACCACCACAACCAAGCCGACCACCACAACUACAACCAAGCCGACAACCACCACAACAACCACCACAACCAAGCCGACAACCACCACAACCAAGCCGACAACCACCACAACCAAGCCGACAACCACCACAACCAAGCCGACAACCAACACAACCAAGCCAACCACCACAACAACCACCCAGCCUACCACCACCACACUCACUCUGGCACCAAAUACAACUGUAAUCACAACCACAACUAUGCCUCCAACCACGAUUGCACCAACCACAAUAAUCACGACUGCAGCUGCAACAACCACCAUUCCACAACCGAUAACCACUAAACUGCAAACCACCACAUCCACAACAGACACAACCACCGUUCCAACACCACCACUGAUACCAUCAACUGAACCAACCACCACAACCAAACCACCUACAACUGAACCACCACCCACCACACAACUACCAUCAACCACCACACAACCACCACCCACCACACAACCACCACCCACCACACAACCACCACCAACCACUACACAACCACCACCACCCACCACGCAACCACCACCACCACCCACCACACAAACACCACGACCCACCACACAACCACCAGCCACUACACCACCACCAGCCACUACACCACCACCACCACCAGCCACUACACCACCACCACCCACCACACCACCCACCACACCACCACCACCCACUACACCACCACCCACUACACCACCACCACAAGCAACUAGCGGUGCUGUCCCCCAAUCCACUGCCACGCUGGACAGCGCCACCACGCAGGAGGGUGGGGUGGGGGGCGAUGGUGCGAGGAAUGGGCUGCCCGCCGAGGGUGGGGGCCCCACGGAGGCGGGGGGGCCCAUGGGCGGGGACGCGGGGGCCCUGGUGGCCUGCACGUUCUUCGGGGUGGUACUCGUGGUGGCGGCGCUUGGCAUUCUGGGUAGGAAGGCGGUGAUGAGCUACAGGCGGCGCGACUACACGCGGGCCGACUUCCUCAUCAACGGCAUCUACAACUAAACCUCUCCGGAACGACGAUGACGUCAUCAACGGCAUCUACAACUAAACCUCUCCGGAACGACGAUGACGUCAUCAACGGCAUCUACAACUAAACCUCUCCGGAACGACGAUGACGUCAUCAACGGCAUCUACAACUAAACCUCUCCGGAACGACGAUGACGUCAUCAACGGCAUCUACAACUAAACCUCUCCGGAACGACGAUGACGUCAUCAACGGCAUCUACAACUAAACCUCUCCGGAACGACGAUGACGUCAUCAACGGCAUCUACAACUAAACCUCUCCGGAACGACGAUGACGUCAUCAACGGCAUCUACAACUAAACCUCUCCGGAACGACGAUGACGUCAUCAACGGCAUCUACAACUAAACCUCUCCGGAACGACGAUGACGUCAUCAACGGCAUCUCCAGCCAAGCGCUCAUCUUCCUGACUAAUUACAACCGGUUGCAUCUUCUCUGACGACGACAGCUUAUUCUCUACGCAGAGGAUGAAUUCGUCAUUAACAGCACCGACAAUGGAUGGUACCCACCAAUGAAGAGACUUUAUCAUCAUGAUCAUCAUCAUCCACUUGCAGAGCUUAUUUCGAACUAGAUCUUUCCGCACUCGGCACACCACAUCCAGGAUACCUCGUGCCAUGGCUGUGGUUACUACUGCAAGUCACGUGCCACAUACCAGCGAGCAAUAAAGCCCCUAAUCAUGACAGCUACAACGGAAAUCUUCCCAACGAUGAUGGCUGAUGAUGUGAACACAUCUUCUUCGGUAAUGCUCAGUCCACUGCUGGACCGGGACGGAGAGAUGGGGAGUGACACCAGGGACGGGUCACUGUGAGGGCGGCCACGUUCAGCCACGAGGGUGGCCGCUCACUGCCGACGAGCACAAAUUGUGUCGAAUAACAUCGCAAGCCUGGACA
Messenger RNA from Lethenteron reissneri (Far Eastern brook lamprey), 2742 nucleotides. Its product is annotated as integumentary mucin C.1-like. The record is from RefSeq and is a predicted model, not a curated record. Lineage: Eukaryota; Metazoa; Chordata; Hyperoartia; Petromyzontiformes; Petromyzontidae.